GAAGCUAAAAUAAUGAGUUGAUUUGGGGAAAUCCUAAAGUUAAAGAAUUAACUCUUUGGGGUGAAGUAGCGCCAUUCCUGGGAACACUGGCUGCUUCUCUGGACUGCUAGCCGCAAGUUGAACAUACCUAGUUCUGGGCGGCGGAACUCGCCAAGACCCCGCGGAAACACUUGCGCAUGCGCCUCAGCGUUCCGCUGCUGUUUAUCCGUUUCCAUGGCUACGAAGCCCAUCAAAGUAGGAGGGUAAGAAAAUGAAGCUCAAGAGCCUCUUGCUUCGGUAUUACCCACCAGGAAUUAUGCUGGAAUAUGAAAAAGGUGGAGAAUUAAAGACCAAAUCCAUAGAUUUGCUUGAGCUCAGUCCUAGUACUGACGUCAACACUCUAGUAGGAGAAAUCCAGAAAGCAGAGCCUCUGAUCACAGAGUCUCGGACAGAGCAAGUCAGACUCCUCGUGCAGCGACUGCAGGAGAAACUCAGGCAGCACUGCGACCACAGUUUCUACCUGUUUAAGGUUCUCAGAGCACACAUCCUGCCGUUGACCAAUGUGGCGCUCAACAAAGCAGGAUCGUGCUUCAUCACAGGAAGCUAUGAUCGGACGUGCAAGGUGUGGGACACCGCAUCCGGAGAGGAGCUUCACACCCUGGAGGGCCACAGGAACGUGGUUUACGCCAUAGCCUUCAACAAUCCUUACGGGGACAAAAUUGCCACUGGGUCCUUCGACAAGACCUGUAAACUCUGGAGUGCAGAGUCGGGAAAGUGUUACCAUACCUUCCGGGGCCACACGGCAGAGAUUGUGUGUCUGUCAUUCAACCCUCAAAGUACAGUGGUUGCUACCGGAAGUAUGGAUACAACAGCCAAACUCUGGGACAUUCAGAAUGGAGAGGAAGUGGUCACUCUAACAGGUCAUUUGGCAGAAAUCAUUUCCUUGUCAUUUGACACUUCAGGGGACAGAAUAAUCACAGGGUCCUUUGACCACACAGUUGUUGUAUGGGAUGCUAGUACUGGAAGGAAGGUGCACACUUUAAUUGGCCACUGUGCUGAGAUCAGCAGCGCCUUGUUCAAUUGGGAUUGCUCUCUCAUAUUAACGGGCUCCAUGGACAAGACAUGCAUGUUGUGGGAUGCUACAACCGGGAAAUGCCUGGCAACUUUGACAGGCCAUGAUGAUGAGAUACUAGACAGCUGCUUUGAUUACACGGGGAAACUCAUUGCAACAGCUUCUGCUGAUGGAACAGCAAGAGUUUACGACGCAACCACAAGAAAAUGCAUAACUAAGCUGGAAGGCCAUGAAGGAGAAAUAUCAAAGAUCUCUUUCAAUCCCCAAGGAAACCGUCUCCUGACGGGCAGCUCUGAUAAGACAGCCAGAAUCUGGGAUGUUCAGAGUGGCCAGUGUCUCCAGGUCCUCGAGGGACACACUGAUGAAAUAUUUUCAUGUGCUUUCAACUAUAAAGGAAAUAUAGUCAUUACAGGCAGCAAGGACAAUUCCUGCAGGAUAUGGCGCUGAUGGAGAACCCUGCGGCAGGGCAGGCCUGUUGGCAACAGUGACCAGUAACUUGAACCUCCAGAGAACAAGUGAGCCUGUUUCCUCUGCUUCCCCUUUUCGUGCAGCUCACCUGUGGGGCACCCUGCCCCCCACCUCACAGACAUGAGCAUGAAAGCCAGUGAGCUUACAUCCUCUCUUGGUGCUGUCUGAGCUGUUGACAGGCGCAGGCGUAACACGCGGUCAAUGCCACUCAUUGUUUCUGUUGUGUUUUGUGUUUCAGUAGCACCAGCAUACUGAUAAGUGAAGUCAGAGUGCCUUUACAGCACUUCUUCUAGAUUCUAGAAUCUUCUAGACUCUGCUCAAAGGCUGAUGUUACAGUUUCUCGUCAAUAAAAUCUUUAGACAAAA
Molecule: messenger RNA, 1884 nt
Organism: Meriones unguiculatus (Mongolian gerbil)
Lineage: Eukaryota; Metazoa; Chordata; Mammalia; Rodentia; Muridae
Gene: Daw1
Product: dynein assembly factor with WD repeats 1
Exons: 13
Coding region: 251-1498 (415 amino acids)
Molecular function (GO): protein binding
Source: RefSeq, a predicted model, not a curated record